This is a messenger RNA of Spodoptera exigua (beet armyworm), 511 nucleotides long. The record is from the annotation of a GenBank genome assembly. NCBI's taxonomy places the organism in Eukaryota, Metazoa, Arthropoda, Insecta, Lepidoptera, Noctuidae.
UGAUCUGUCAAUAAUUAGUUCGUAACGUGCCUGUAAAAAAAGGGAAUCUGUCGAAGAAAAAGCAUAAUAAUAAAAUCUCAGAAAAGGAAUAGAAUAAAAAUGAAUACAAAGGUUCUUUUAAACUUAAAAUCUUCUAUAGUUAAUUUAUGUAUGAAAAGCUACUUACAUAAUAAUGUAGCUAGCGUUACAAAGAUACACAGAGAUCUGUACACAAGAAUGUAUCCUACUAAAGUUGUUUUACCUGACGGAGCUUCAAUUAACAUAAGAUACCAUGAACCCCGGAAAAUUAUAAAGCUUCCCAUAGAUUUAUCCAAAUUAUCUGAAGAGGAGAGGAAGUUAAGAUUAGAGAAGAGAAAGCCAAAGAAGAAAGUCAAAAUUGUUGAUGAUAUUGAUGAUGACUACAAUGCAAAGAAAUAUUUAAAAUAUAUCAAGAAAAAGUAAUUUAAGUAUGUGAUGUAAAGUUAGAGUAUUGUUAGAAAAUAGCAUAAAUUAAAAAUGUUUACAUGAAACA